AUGGCGGGUUCGACGAUUAUUAUAUUUUUCGUCUCAUCAACCCACUGUCACCCACUUCUUAUACGGAGUAGACGGGGUAACAAUUUGGCAUUGAUGUGUGAAGUUAUGCAGGAUUAUGGAGUGCGGGGCGAGAAAUCUCAGCUUGAUGAUGAAAACGCAUCGGGCGUCUUCUCUGUCAAUCCUAAUUUGGCAGCAUCUGGCAGCAUCUCAAAAUUUGGGCAUCGCACGCCACAAGCUGACAUUUCCACCACGAUGUUAUCCUGCAUACAGAAGAAAAAAACCCCUUUCCCAUCCUUGUCAGCUCACACGUUUGACUCGUGGUGGAGCGCAAGCCCUUCUGUUGGCUCACUGCAUCAGCCUACCCGAUGCAUGUUGGAAAGCAAUUUCAGAUCCUUCUCGUUUUUGGGAACGCCGGAAGUUUUCCGUCCACUGUUGUUCGCUGACAAAAGGAAAAGGCAUCUGCAACUGCCGCAUGGGUAUUCUUCCGUGGAGAUCAGAAAUGCAAACACGGCAAGGCUGCAGAAUUCGCCAUAUUGUAUCGUCAGCGAAGCCGUGUUGAGUAACCAAGUAUUUUCUGUACUCCACAGAUUGUGA
Nannizzia gypsea CBS 118893 is the source of this 594-nucleotide messenger RNA. RefSeq lists its product as hypothetical. The record is from RefSeq and is a predicted model, not a curated record. NCBI's taxonomy places the organism in Eukaryota, Fungi, Ascomycota, Eurotiomycetes, Onygenales, Arthrodermataceae. Bases 1 to 594 code for a protein of 197 amino acids. The transcript has 2 exons.